This is a messenger RNA of Saccoglossus kowalevskii, 789 nucleotides long. Its product is annotated as DNA repair protein RAD51 homolog 2-like. Lineage: Eukaryota; Metazoa; Hemichordata; Enteropneusta; Harrimaniidae. Gene Ontology annotation, biological process: double-strand break repair via homologous recombination. Gene Ontology annotation, molecular function: ATP binding; ATP-dependent DNA damage sensor activity; four-way junction DNA binding. Gene Ontology annotation, cellular component: replication fork; Rad51B-Rad51C-Rad51D-XRCC2 complex. The record is from RefSeq and is a predicted model, not a curated record.
GGGAUGAAGAGAAAAAAUAAGAUAUAAUACAUGUCAUGGCCAAUAGGAAAGUGAAACGAUUAAAACUAGACAGUAUAAUUAUAAAAAAGCUGGAAAAACACAAUGUAUCUACAUGCAAGGAUGUUUUGAAUAAGACAUUUCUAGAAUUACUGAAGAUCACAGGAGUUAGUUAUAGUCAAGUGAAUACAGUGUUACAGACUGCAAGUAUUUCCUGUGCGCCAAAACCUAUAUCGGCAUUGGAUUUACUACAGCAGGCUGAAGAAGAAGCAGCAUUCAUGACAACAUCUUUCAAACAACUAGAUGAAAUAUUACAUGGUGGUCUCCCUACUAGCAGUAUUACAGAGAUUGCUGGACCUGCUGGUUGUGGUAAAACCCAAUUAAGUAUCUUAUACUGUGUCGAGGCACUAUUUUCUGCUUCUACAGAUGGCAAAGAUGCUAGUGUUAUAUACAUUGAUACAGAAGGUGCAUUUUCUGCUGAAAGAUUAGUUGAGAUAGCCCAGUGCAGAUAUCCAGACCAUUUCUCCACAAAUGAGGCACUGAUUCAUUUAACCAACCAUUUGUUCAUUUAUCUAGAGACUACAUGCAGCAGUCUUCUAAAAAGAUUCCACAGUCUGGAAGAAGAAAUUAUUCAGAAUAGAGUGAAGUUGAUUAUUGUUGACUCCAUAGCCUCUCUGGUGAGAAAAGAAUUCGAUAGCAGUCUAAGUGGAAACUUUAUACAUCGAAGUAAUAUCCUUGGUAAACAGGCUAUACACUUGAAGUACCUUGCUAAAUCAUUCAACAUUCCAGUAA